GUGAGGUUAGAAUCACACAUCAGUCAAAACAUAACAGCAUUGCUUUUAUUUACCGCAUUGUUUUGUGUGGUUUGGUACGAUUAGCGGAUUUUUGUAGUAUUUUCAUUAGUUUUGGUGGAUUCUCUUGCGGGAAAAUGGAUCAAGGGAUUUUGGACAACUUUCAAACGGUCGUCCAUGAACUGUUCAUUCGAUGGGAGGCCCUCAAAUUGGCAGUUCAACACACAGAUCGACACGAUGGACAACAGGCCGCCAGAACGAUGAGAGACGAUAUCUUCCAAUACUGCAUAAAUUACGAUGUUGAGCCAGAAGAUCUGGAAGUGGAGCUGAGCGAUAGAAUAGACGAGGUGUUCAACACAAUUUGCGAGGAUAACUCGACUAAAGAAUUAAGUCACCUGUUGUUGAAUUAUUUGAAACUGUGUUUGGAGAGUAAAUUCGAUGAAGUGCGACAUCACAUAGGUCAAUUACCAAAUUGUGUCAAUUGGUUGGACCCGAAUUUCAAAAUCACUCCAGCGCCCAGAGAUGACAGUGAUUCUGACUCGGAUAGUGGCAGUGACGAGGACAUGGAAGUGAGUAGUGAUGAUGAAGCGCCUCCUCUAGCCGGACCCAGUCAGCGCCAAAGAAAUAAGCCACAAACCGAUGAAGAGGGCUGGACGACAAUCCCAUCGCGACGUCGAUAGUUCUAACUAAAAAAAACUCCUAAGCUAAUUGUUCAAAUAAAACUGCAAUUGAUCUGUAAAUAAAACCCGAACGUUCUAAUUUGCUUUUUGACAAAGCGUUUUAAGAACUCACGUAAUUUA
Molecule: messenger RNA, 797 nt
Organism: Sitodiplosis mosellana (orange wheat blossom midge)
Lineage: Eukaryota; Metazoa; Arthropoda; Insecta; Diptera; Cecidomyiidae
Exons: 3
Coding region: 135-677 (180 amino acids)
Biological process (GO): maturation of SSU-rRNA from tricistronic rRNA transcript (SSU-rRNA, 5.8S rRNA, LSU-rRNA)
Cellular component (GO): nucleus
Source: RefSeq, a predicted model, not a curated record